AUGACUGAUCAUACUCCCUCACAAAGGUAUUUAUCUACUAGAGGAGGCGACUACGGAUUGUCUUUCGAAGAUGUCGUAUUAAAAGGUCUCGCUGCCGAUGGAGGACUAUUCAUUCCUGAACAAAUCCCAUCACUACCAGAGAAUUGGGAGUCAAAAUGGAAGGAUCUGUCAUUCUCUGAUCUCGCAUUCGAAAUCCUUUCCCUUUACAUCUCUCCUUCCGAAAUACCACCCUCGGACUUAAAAGAUAUCAUAAAUCGAAGUUACUCUACAUUUCGCGCCCCAGAAACUACACCCCUUGUUCCUCUCAAUGAGAAAGAUAAUUUAUAUCUUCUGGAAUUGUUUCACGGCCCUACGUUUGCAUUUAAGGAUGUCGCAUUACAAUUACUCGGAAAUCUUUUCGAAUAUUUUCUCGUUAGACGGAACAAAGGCAAGGAGGGAAAAGACAGACAUCAUCUUACAGUGGUUGGGGCUACAAGUGGUGAUACCGGAUCUGCUGCCAUCUAUGGUUUGCGAGGCAAGAAGGAUGUUUCAGUCUUCAUUUUACAUCCAAAGGGUAGAGUAAGCCCUGUACAAGAGGCUCAAAUGACAACGGUCUUGGAUGCCAAUGUACACAAUUUGGCAGUCGAAGGAACUUUUGAUGAUUGCCAGGUGAGUCAUGCAUCUCUUUAUACUUGACAUAUCUAAUGGUGCUCAGGACACCGUCAAAGCCUUAUUUGCAGAUCCGCAGAUCAAUGAGACGAUGAACCUAGGAGCUGUCAAUUCUAUCAAUUGGGCCAGAAUUUUGGCACAAACCACAUAUUACUUCCAUGCAUACUUCUCUCUCAAAAAGUCGCCUGCAUAUAAACCCGAAAACAGAGUUCGUUUCAUCGUUCCUACUGGUAACUUUGGUGAUAUUCUGGCCGGAUAUUUUGCAAAGCGCAUGGGUCUACCAGCUGAAAAGCUUGUCAUUGCGACAAACGAGAAUGAUAUCUUAUACCGCUUCUGGAAGACAGGACACUACGAGAAAAAGGCUGUUCACGGCGUCGAAGCUGAAGGUGGUCUUGCUGAGGAUGGAGUAAAAGCACAUGAAGACGGUGUCAAGGAGACCCUUAGUCCGGCCAUGGACAUUCUUGUUUCGAGUAACUUUGAGCGAUUACUAUGGUUUUUGGCCUACGAAUACGCAUGUGCCGCUGGUAUGGAUGAUGAAUGGAACAAAAAGCAAGCAGGUCAGGAAGUCGAAGUCUGGCUCAAACAAUUGAAAGCGCAAGGUGGAUUCAAUGUCCAUGACGAAAUUCUCAAGGCUGCGAACAGAGAUUUCGAGAGCGAGAGAGUCAGCGACAAGCAGACCAUCGACACAAUUAAGGAUUUCUAUACUAAUGGCUCAUAUGUUUUGGAUCCACAUUCGGCCAUUGGUGUAGCUGCCUCAUUACGAUCCAUUUCCCGUUCGCCAGACGCAUAUCAUAUUUCCCUUGCAACAGCACAUCCUGCUAAGUUUGCAAAUGCCGUUGAUCUCGCACUAAAGGACGAAAAGAGUUUUAGUUUUGAUACCGUACUCCCAAAGGAAUUUGUCGGUUUGGAAGACAAAGAAAGGCGAGUCAGAGUGGUACCUAGCACUUCUUGGGAAGAGGUCAGGGCGAUUGUUGUAGAGGAAGUCGAGGCAGAGUUAAAAGGCACCAGAUGAUAUACAUUUUACUGUAAUAUAAUAGGCUUAAUUGCCCACACCUUUUGAGCGUUUGCGCCACGUAUUUCCCGGUAAAAUUGUGACAAGGCUACGCUUCAGAUUUCACCUUACAGGAGUGCCUCCC
Messenger RNA from Sclerotinia trifoliorum, 1784 nucleotides. NCBI's taxonomy places the organism in Eukaryota, Fungi, Ascomycota, Leotiomycetes, Helotiales, Sclerotiniaceae. The record is from the annotation of a GenBank genome assembly.